Messenger RNA from Schistocerca gregaria, 2291 nucleotides. RefSeq names its product cytochrome P450 4C1-like. The record is from RefSeq and is a predicted model, not a curated record. Lineage: Eukaryota; Metazoa; Arthropoda; Insecta; Orthoptera; Acrididae. The transcript has 8 exons. Bases 243 to 1757 code for a protein of 504 amino acids. Gene Ontology annotation, molecular function: oxidoreductase activity, acting on paired donors, with incorporation or reduction of molecular oxygen; heme binding; monooxygenase activity.
CCGAAGCCGCCGGGUGCCACACCGCUCCACGUAUUGCCUUCCAGGUUGCUCCUCCGCGACGACAUCCCAGCCCACAAAGCGAAGACGGUGCGCCAGUUUAUGGCCAGCAUGCAUCCUGUCCUGGAUCACUCACCGAAAUCGCCGCAUUCGGCCUCAGACGACUUCUGGUUGUUCACCAGUACACCGCUAUGACGCAGCUAAGAAAAGGUUUGUUCUCAGGAGAGCACGCUAGCUGUUGAGCCAUGGCAUGGUGGUGGUGGCUGUUGGUGCAGUUAUUGGUGUGGUGCUGCGCAGGCGUGGUGGCGUUGCUGUGGUGGAUGUGGGUCACCAGACCCCAAGUCGAUAUUCCAGGGCCGCCCACGUGGCCCAUUAUCGGGAACGUUCUGGACUUACUCGAGCAUCCACUGACUCUCCAGAAGGCUCGAGACUUCCACCGCCAGUACGGAGAUUUGACGAGGUUCUACGUGGGCCCCAAACUGGUGAUAAUGGUCGCUCACCCAGACGACGUGCAGCACAUACUGGUCACGUCCAAGAUGGUGGAACGAGACCCCCUCACCACGAACGUUAUGCGGGUCAUCGUCGGUGACGGAUUACUUACCCUCAACGGCAGCCGCUGGAAGACACACCGCAGACUCAUCAACCCCACGUUCCACUCUGAGCUGCUGGGCAACUUCCUGGAGGCGUUCCACGAGGGCGGCCUCUUCCUGAGCGCGCGGCUGGCCGCCGACAGCAGGGGCGGCGCCGCCCCCGCCGACGUGCACGCCGCCGCGCUGUUCGCGGCGCUGCGCAGCUUCUGCACCACCGGCACGGGCGUCGACCCCGACCUGCUCAUCCCGGACGACCUGUCCGAGCGAGAGGUCUCCGCCAUCGUGGCCGACGGCAUGACCCUCCUGCAGAAGAUGAUGGUGCGGCCGUGGACGCGGAGCAAGGCGCUGCUCCGUCUGACUCCAAAGGGCCGUGCCGUCUUCAAGUACCUGGCGCUGCUGCGGAAGCGGGUAGAGGAGGUCAUCGCCAUAAGGUCGGCGGCCAAAGAGGACGGACCGGCCAAGACGCGGCAGCGACUGCUGGAGACUCUGGUGAAGCCCGGCGGGCAGACCGCCGUGCCAGUCUCGGAGGUCCGGGACGAGCUCGUCACUAUGGCUCUGACCGCCACGGACACAACUGCCAUCUGCAUCAGCUACGUGCUGGCGGUGCUGGCGCUGCAUCCAGAGUGGCAGGACGCGGCCCGCAGGGAGCUGGAGGACGUCUUCGGCGAGGGCGGCGACUACCUGCGCGCUGCCAGCCUCGCGGAGCUGGCCAGCCUCAGGGUCCUGGAGAGCAUCAUCAAGGAGACGCUGCGGCUGUUCCCGGUGGUGCCGGUGCUCCCUCGGAUGGUCACGGAGGACAUCUGGUUGUCCAGAGGGCGGCUGCUGGUCCCGAAGGGCGCCAUGCUGGGCGUCAUGCCGUUCCUCACGCACCGCCUGCCGCAGUUCUUCCCAGACCCGCUCACGUUCGACCCCUCGCGCUUCCUGGAGGGUCGAGGCGGCGAGGACCACCCCUGCAGCUAUCUGCCGUUCGGACUGGGCGCACGAAACUGCGUCGGCUCCCAGUACGCGCGCCUCGAGAUGAAAGUCUUCCUGGCGACCGUCUUGAGACGACUCCGGUUCCUGCCGCACAGCCGCAGGGAGGACCUGGAAAACGCCGCACUCUCCGUCACCCUACACAGCAUCGAGCCGAUCCAAGUCUACUGUGUGCCUCUGCAAGAGUCUGGCCUGUAGCACCACCACCCGGCACACCCGCGGGCCUCAAUGGCGAACGCCCAGAGGUCCUUCUGUUGUCUGCCACUGGGAGAACUUCACACCAUACAUUCAGGGAUUCCAUUCAAUCAGGGGCUCUCGUGUGCCUAUCUGGGUUCUUAUCGCAUAGCUCACCAUUGCCAGAGCCCUCAGUCUCCAUAGCCAGUACCCAGACGAGAUUUUGUUUCCUGCUACAUAUACUAUAAGAAUCUGUAGAAUAAUACGUUCUCCGUCAACCUAUAGAUCUGAUGAACGUCUCGUUUGUGUCUUCGAGAAGACUAAAAUCAUCACUGUCCAUACUGCUGCGAUUCUGAUGUGUUUCCCCUUACUACAAUAGGUCUUGCUGGUCACCAUCAGGAGGUGCUUCUGUUCUGCUGCAGAGCAGCUAACUGGUCCAGAGAACAGAGCACCGGCUGCCAGCGCCCACACCGUGGUUCCCCACCGCAGCACACAUGACUGUCCACACUGAUCGGCACUAGCUGCACCUUUUGUGAUCAGUGGUUUCUGACGAGCAGU